GAAGAGAACCUAAUGACCAUCAUCAUUAAGACUUUCAUGGACCAUUUGAAGCAACAAGAUGCCCAGGGCAGAUUUCAGUUUGAACGCUACACUGCUUUACAAGCCUUCAAGUUUAGGAGAGUUCAGAGCCUUAUUUUAGAUCUCAAGUAUGUGCUGAUUAGCAAACCAACUGAAUGGUCAGAUGAGCUGAGGCAGAAGUUCUUAGAAGGGUUUGACGCCUUUUUGGAAUUACUAAAAUGCAUGCAGGUAUGAGGAAAUUGACAUGCUUUAAUUUCUUAAAA
Nannospalax galili (Upper Galilee mountains blind mole rat) is the source of this 281-nucleotide messenger RNA. RefSeq names its product E3 ubiquitin-protein ligase UBR2-like. The record is from RefSeq and is a predicted model, not a curated record. Gene Ontology annotation, molecular function: ubiquitin protein ligase activity. Gene Ontology annotation, biological process: ubiquitin-dependent protein catabolic process via the N-end rule pathway. The transcript is spliced from 2 exons. Gene Ontology annotation, cellular component: cytoplasm; ubiquitin ligase complex. The coding region runs from base 13 to 252 and encodes 79 amino acids. NCBI's taxonomy places the organism in Eukaryota, Metazoa, Chordata, Mammalia, Rodentia, Spalacidae.